Messenger RNA from Lactuca sativa (garden lettuce), 1408 nucleotides. RefSeq names its product TATA-box-binding protein. NCBI's taxonomy places the organism in Eukaryota, Viridiplantae, Streptophyta, Magnoliopsida, Asterales, Asteraceae. Gene Ontology annotation, biological process: DNA-templated transcription initiation. Gene Ontology annotation, molecular function: DNA binding. The record is from RefSeq and is a predicted model, not a curated record.
AAUAUCAUCCACCCACCACACAAACUCUUCAUCGCAUCUAGAUCUUUCCCCGCAAACCUCGUGUUCUUUGUCUCAAAUCCCUCUCCACAAGAACCUAUAAAUCAUCAUCUGUUCAUAUAAAAGAUCCCCCUUUUCAAAAUUUCACCGCUUUUUAUUCAAUCCCUUUUCACGAUUUCCACCGAUCUAGAUCCUGUCUUAUUCUCAAUUCAGUUUUCUGCUGUAGAUUUGGAGCAUUAGUGAUACCCCACACCCCAAAAGUAAAGGGAUUAUAUGGCAGAGCAUGUGUUGGAGGGUAGCCAACCAGUUGAUCUAACCAAGCACCCAUCUGGAAUCGUUCCUACUCUUCAGAACAUUGUGUCUACUGUGAAUCUUGAUUGCAAGCUAGACCUGAAGGCGAUUGCACUGCAAGCUCGUAAUGCUGAAUAUAAUCCAAAGCGUUUUGCUGCUGUAAUUAUGAGGAUAAGAGAACCAAAAACAACAGCCUUAAUCUUUGCUUCUGGAAAAAUGGUAUGUACAGGAGCCAAGAGUGAACAACAGUCAAAAUUGGCAGCACGGAAGUAUGCAAGAAUUAUUCAGAAACUUGGGUUUCCAGCCAAAUUUAAGGAUUUCAAAAUUCAAAACAUUGUGGGGUCAUGUGAUGUAAAAUUUCCCAUUAGACUUGAAGGCCUUGCAUACUCUCAUGGUGCCUUUUCAAGUUAUGAACCAGAGUUGUUCCCUGGACUGAUAUAUCGAAUGAAACAACCGAAAAUUGUUUUGUUAAUUUUUGUUUCUGGGAAGAUUGUUCUUACUGGGGCUAAGGUUAGAGAUGAAACUUAUACUGCAUUUGAGAACAUAUAUCCUGUGCUUACAGAAUUCAGAAAGAAUCAGCAGUGAUUGUUGAUUUUGGAUGAAAUGGUUUUUUAUGGGGGCUGGAGUUGACUUUAGGGUUUGACCUGCCAUGGGACUUUUACUGGUGUAAGGAAGGGCAAGUGUAAAUAUGAUGGUGGAAAUGGAAAUGGAAGGGAAGGGAUUAAGUGAAGGCAAAUGCACCCACUUUUUUUUUUUUUUUUUUUGGAAUUCAGAAACUUAUAUAUAAAAAUAAUAUCAUGUUUUAUACAAUGGGAGAAACAAAUUUUUGCAUCUCUUAGGGUUGAAGGGGAACAUGAAGGUUUUGGAUAAGUUUUCAAUUACGAUUUUUUUCUUUUACUCAUAAAUGUUUGUUUAUCAGAAUCACGAAUUUUGAAGGAAUUGAAAUGGAGGAUUUUGUGAACAUGUGAAUUCGAAAGAGUUGAAUUCAUUUGAAAUCCAUCAAAAUCAAGAUUUUGCUAUUCCUAUGAGUGAGGAAAACGAAUUUUGGUUUCAUUUAUUAGUCUGUUAGGUUAGAGACCCAUGGAAACCACAGGUUUUUAAAAAAAAAUUUAAUUUUAUA